Molecule: messenger RNA, 774 nt
Organism: Sugiyamaella lignohabitans
Lineage: Eukaryota; Fungi; Ascomycota; Dipodascomycetes; Dipodascales; Trichomonascaceae
Gene: TRS31
Product: Trs31p
Exons: 1
Coding region: 1-774 (257 amino acids)
Biological process (GO): endoplasmic reticulum to Golgi vesicle-mediated transport
Cellular component (GO): TRAPPIII protein complex; TRAPPI protein complex; TRAPPII protein complex
Source: RefSeq, a predicted model, not a curated record
AUGUCCACUGCUCUUCCUGGUCCAUCCACGCCCAUUGUUCCGUCUUCAAGACAACCUACAGGCAUUCCUAGAACGCCGUCCUCAACACUACCGCAUCCCAGUACGAGAAGCGCCAAUAGCACAUCUCUUCUUGUGAGAUCAGGCAGCGGUGCCCUUGGCAGCGCCGGCAGUAACACAACAUUGCAUUCAAAUACAUCUGCUUCUUCAUUAAUAAUGUCGAGUAAGAGGAUAUCGAAAUAUGACAAGAAUCUGAGUCGAAAGUCUACCGAAGUGUCAUUAUCAAGUUUUGCAUUCAUUUUCUCCGAGGCCAUUCAAUAUAUGCAUAAGAGAGCCACCGGUAUCCAAGAUUUUGAAAAUAGACUUAAUCAACUUGGAUAUCAUAUUGGCCAACGAGCACUUGAGCUUGUUACCGUGCGCGAGGGCAAAAGCGCUCGCAGAGAAACAAAAGUACUAUCUAUUUUACAAUUUAUUCACACCACACUCUGGAAGACUUUAUUUGGACGAUCAGCCGACGCAUUAGAAAGGUCAGCCGACGCUGCCAACGAGUACAUGAUUAUUGAUUUUGAACCUAUGAUAACGCAGUUCAUCUCUGUACCAAGAGAACUCUCACAACUGAAUUGUGCAGCCUUUGCAGCUGGAGCCAUUGAAGCCGUCUUAGACGGCUCACAGUUUACCGCCAAUGUCACAGCUCACACAGUCGAGACAGAUGAGCAUCCUUUGCGAACAGUAUUUCUUAUCAAGUUUGAUCCCUUGGUUAUAGAACGUGAGAAAUAG